CGACGGCAGAAUAAGAGACUUAGCUCAGCUUACGAAUUCUCAGAUCAUCCAGAAAUUAAAAAAACAAAAAAAGCAAAAUCGGAAAAUGGAAGGAGGAGCACUCGUCGGUGGAACUCGCGAUGUUGAUCUAAAUGCUAACGAUCUUCAAGUCGAGAGUCUCGCUCGUUUCGCUGUCGAUGAACACAACAAAAACGAGAACGUGACACUGGAGUACAAGAGACUCCUUGGUGCAAAGACACAGGUUGUGGCUGGAACAAUGCACCAUCUUACUGUCGAGGUGGCUGAUGGUGAGACCAAGAAGGUCUAUGAAGCCAAGGUUUUGGAGAAAGCCUGGGAGAAUCUCAAGCAGUUGGAGAGUUUCAACCACCUUCACGAUGUUUAAAUCUCAUUGCUUUCCAGGCUUGAGUGAGGUCCCUUGUGUGCUCUCUAAAACCACGUGAUAAGAGGUCCUUUCGGGUUUUAACUAAGUUAACUUCUUUUAAAAAUAAGUGAAUGUGAAUCCAGUCUAUGAUGAUGUGUUUGAACUGGGUAUCGUCUGUAUCUCUUGACUUUCGUUUCUGUAUUGCUAUUAGCAAACUCUCACGUUUUAUCUAUUUCCCUUGGUUUUACAAAUGAUUAUAAAUCCCAUGACUAUCUCCAUGACA
Camelina sativa (false flax) is the source of this 644-nucleotide messenger RNA. RefSeq names its product cysteine proteinase inhibitor 1. The record is from RefSeq and is a predicted model, not a curated record. NCBI's taxonomy places the organism in Eukaryota, Viridiplantae, Streptophyta, Magnoliopsida, Brassicales, Brassicaceae. Gene Ontology annotation, molecular function: cysteine-type endopeptidase inhibitor activity.